UAGAGCUAGCGUGAUUUUAUGAGCAUGUGUUUGAUACAUACCAGCUUCGGCGUUUCUGGUCUUCGUCCUUUUCUUUCAGUUUGCCCCAGUAAUAGUGUGCCUUCAAGUACGCGAGACGAAUGAAUGUAAUGUAGAGAUGUUAGGGUGGUGGCUUGGAAAGACUAGUUUCUUUGGACGACAACAUCAAAGUUGAGAAUUUGAUUUGAUCUCAUAGUAUCUGUCCAGUGAACAUUUUCGGCGAAACGUGUACGAACUGUACGCCAUGACGGCAAAUCACCAGCAGCUGGCUACUGCACUCAGUUUCGUGUCUGAGCUCUGUACUAAAGUUCUGAAAACUGACACUGAGAACGCGCUCAGCAGUCAUGUGAUCUCGGGCAGUGUGCUGCAGCGACAUGUCAAUGUUGUACAUGAGAACAAUGCUGAUGCUUUGCUGUCAGCUUGCCUCUCAGCAAUCCUGUCUGAUCACAUCAUGGAAGAGCUACUGCCGCACUUUAACCAGUGUAUGGUGCAGGACGACCAGUCACAGGGCAUGGCUUGGUUCGUGGAGGCGGUGGCUGGCGUUCGCCAUCACCUCUCCGUUAUGCAUGCGCUAGUGGAGGGAGUGACUGUGCUGUGCCCGGACAGGGGCAGCGCUAUCUGGAAGCAGUCGUUUGAGCUUGUGGCCUCACUCUUUGUGGAUCAUGGCUCACCGGCGUUUGGCGAGAAGGCCAAGCAGUUUUACAGCUUGACACUGAGUGCGUAUAGGGCACUACAUCCUAUCGCUAAGGAAGAGCUAAUGGUGACUAGUGAUGAUGAUGAGGAGGACGAUGAUGAGGACGACGAGGAAGAUGAAGAAGAAGUCAUGGCUGAAGACGAAGCACAGCAGUUCAUGGGCACUCUGGACAAACUCACCAAGCACCUGUCUGAACUGGCAUGGCUACCGAUUGUGAUUGGUGACUGCAUUGAUGAGGUCAUAGCAAGCAAGAUUGAUUGCUUCGUGCAACGUUACAAAGAGAAGUACUACCAUGCCGCCCUUGCGCCAAGCAUCAAGUUUUGUGAGCUCCUUGUCCUGCCAUGGAUGAAACUUGUCGCACCAGUCGAGGCGCUGAAGAGUGAUUCAAGGCAGCGACAUGCAGAAGAUGUCCACGAGACAUGGAGACGGAGAUUGACAGAGAUCGUUUCCGAUAGUUUACUGCAGCUCAGAAUCAAGGAAAUGUUCAACAUUGUUGUUUACUACCCGGAGAGCAUUCCGGUCAUUGAUGAGAUGAAGCACUGUUGCCGGACUGCCGAUCAGAAGUCCCUGUUGGUGACCAGUCUACGUCGAGCGUUGAUCGAUAGACUGCUGCAACCCGGUGCGGAUACGCGGGACAUCAUAGCGCAAUACGCGUCACUGGUCAAGGCGCUGCGCCAGUUUGACCCGACUGGAGUUGUGAUGGAGCAGGUCUGUCAGCCGGUGCGUAUCUACCUCAGGUGCCGUGAGGACUGUGGUAGGUGCAUUGUGGAAACCCUGCUGACAGAAGAGAGCGGCGAGCUGGCUGAUGAGUUUGAACGGGGCGUGAAGAUCAAGGGCUUUGAAGACGAUGAUUACGAAACGGUGUUUGAGAACUGGGACAGCUGGAAGCCGGAGCCAAAGGAUGCUUGUCUUGACAAUACGUCAGCGAGUCGGACAAAGACCGAUGUAAUUGGACUGCUCAUCUCUAUCUAUGGCAGCCGCGAGCAGUUCCUGUCUCAGUACCAGGCCUUGCUAGCUGCCAGGAUUCUGCGAUCGUUGACUUAUGACAACAUGCAGGAGCUGGGUAAUCUGGAGCGCGUCAAGCUGUGCUUUGAAGACGCCGACUUGUCACGCUGUGAUGUCAUGCUGUCUGACAUCACUAGCUCACGUCGUGUUGACAAGGCUAUACACGAGAUCCUGGACGAGCCGGACAACGACGACGACGCAGAGAGUGACAGGAGAUCAGUUAUGCCAUGCAGUGGGUUUCACACGUUCAUGUUAUCACGUGCGUACUGGGAGAGUCGCUUGCCCCAGGACACUCACCUGGCUAAGCUUAAACCUCCGCAGCCAGUCCAAGGUGUUAUGGAGGAGUAUGGUAAGCAGUUCUCGCGUUUGAAGAACGACCGUCGCUUGGAGUGGUGCCAUAAUCUGGGACAAGUGGAGCUCGAUCUGAAGUUCCCCAGCUCAACUCUCAGCUUCACGUGUGACCCGAUGCAAGCUUCGCUCAUCUAUCUCUUCCAGGGAGAUCGUGUAUGUUGGAGUGCAUCUGACCUGAGUACUGAGCUAGAGGUCAGUGAGAAGACGCUACGCUCUGCCCUCAUGUACUGGGUUAGCGAACGCGUGCUCAGCGAAGACAAGAGCAGCGAGGACGACGGCAGUACACCGUCCCUGUAUCGUAUCAUUUCCGACACGACAGAUCUUGAAGGUGGUGACGUUGCAGACAAGAUUGUCCUAGCUGGAUCUGAUGAUGGGCAAGUAGAAGGUGACACCGGUGAUGAGGAACGUAUAGAGACGUUCUGGCAGUACGUGGAAGGUAUGCUGACCAACUUUGGUGAGCUACCCCUGGAGCGCAUCCGUGGCAUGAUAUCUCUGUAUGCUGAAGAUGAGGUGUCAGACAGUGAACUCAAGAAAGUGAUGGACUUCAAGCUGCGGCAGCAGGAAGUGCACUAUUCAGCUGGCGUCUAUUCCUUACCGGAUUAAUCUCCACUGCUCCGUUCUUUGGAGAGAUGCUUGCCGUGGGGAUGGGAGCUCCGCCAUCGUGAGUUACACCUGCACGUCCUCAUUCACCCGCCUCAAUGACAUUUGCAGUUGCGCAGAAUUCCACCAAGUAGUACUAUUGUCACUUGCCACUGUGUGGAGUAGUGCAGUGUAGCAGUGUACACUGUACUCAGCCGAUGUGCUGCCGUUGCUGUCACUCUAUCAACCUGGACAACAGUAGACGGAGAGAGUGUGGAGUGUGUGGGCCUGUAGACGGGUCACACUGGCUGCACUGCAACCAACCUCAGUGCUCUCGUUCUGCAACUGUUCAUUCUGCAGGUGUGGUGCUCUUCUGUACAUCGGGCUGCUGGACAGGUCGCUUCACUGCCGUAACGCUAUUUCACGCUGACUGUCUCUUGCUGUUUGUUGUCUGUGCGCAAACCUACUUAGCUGGUAGUAGCAGAUACUUGUACAUUAUUAGUGUGAUAGCAAUCACAUAGUUCCAGCACCGAACAAUAUUCUAUCUUAUGAUUUAGGUAAUCCGCGCCAAUAAUUUUUUGCCCACGCUUUAUUUAAAGCUAGAUAUUAUCGUCUUCUUUUUUCAUAAUCUGUUCUGCAUGAUCUGGCUCUACUAAGGGCAUGUUCAAUUGUACGAAUCCAUCAGCCCCAAACCCGGAUUCGCCAAA
Messenger RNA from Sycon ciliatum, 3354 nucleotides. RefSeq names its product anaphase-promoting complex subunit 2-like. NCBI's taxonomy places the organism in Eukaryota, Metazoa, Porifera, Calcarea, Leucosolenida, Sycettidae. Gene Ontology annotation, cellular component: anaphase-promoting complex. The record is from RefSeq and is a predicted model, not a curated record. Gene Ontology annotation, biological process: ubiquitin-dependent protein catabolic process; metaphase/anaphase transition of mitotic cell cycle; protein K11-linked ubiquitination. Gene Ontology annotation, molecular function: ubiquitin protein ligase binding. The transcript is spliced from 21 exons. Bases 263 to 2671 code for a protein of 802 amino acids.